Molecule: messenger RNA, 2070 nt
Organism: Erythranthe guttata (spotted monkey flower)
Lineage: Eukaryota; Viridiplantae; Streptophyta; Magnoliopsida; Lamiales; Phrymaceae
Product: protein EARLY FLOWERING 5
Biological process (GO): RNA processing
Cellular component (GO): spliceosomal complex
Source: RefSeq, a predicted model, not a curated record
CGAUGAAAACCCGACCCGAACCCAUAUCACUAUUUCUAAUCAAACUAUCGUCUCCGUAUUUUGCUUAAUCCUCUGCAAAAACACUCAAAAUCGAAUUCGCAGCGAGGUUUUAUUUAUCGACGACACCCAUUUGGGAUAUCUUCCUCGACGGAGAACGACGAUUGAGAAAAAAAAAACCCGGUUUACAGGUAAUUGAAAAGCCGCCACAAUGGUGAAGACGACGAAGGGAGGCAAAACGAUGAACCCUACCGAUUCCUACCGCAAAGAGAUCCGCAAAAAGGAAUUGAAGCGGAACAAGAAGGAGAGAAAGAAGGUUCGGGAAGUUGGAAUCUUGAAAAAAGAUCCCGAUACUUUGAAAGACCAGAUCCAGAAGCUAGAAUCAAUGAAGGCAGAUGGUGCUUUGGACAAAGCGAGAAAACACAAAAAGAGACACCUUGAGGAUACACUCAAUCUUGUGAUUAAGAAGAGGAAGGAAUAUGAAGACAAAAUGAAGGAAAAGGGUGAAACACCAGUUAUGUUCAGUCACUUGGGACCUGUUCGGAGGCGAACUACUGCAGAAGAGGAAGAAAGAGCCAAGAAUCCCUUACCUGAAGACUCGGUUUAUUAUCACCCGACUCUGAAUCCUUCUGGAGCCCCUCCACCUGGAAAACCUCCAAUGUUCAAGUCAUCUAUAGGACCGAGGAUACCCUUACCAGAAACUUCAGCAAGUAAUGUUGCAUCAUCAUCAAAGUCAGAAGGAGAGGAUGCCACAUUAAUGGUCCCCCCUUUGCCGCCGCCGCCACCUCCUUUGCCCAGUACAGGCUUGGAUUCUGGAGAUGGCUCUAAUAUGCCCGUGUCUCUGCCUUUGCCGCCUCCACCCCCAAUGCCUCCAAAGCCGUCAAUGGCAGAUGCUUCAUCAUUAUUGCCGCCGCCACCUCCUCCACCCGGACCACCGCCUAAAGAACUACUUGCUAAUCGUCCCCCUCUUCCUCCACCUCCACCCAUCCACCAAUCUGCCCAUCCACCUCCCCCUGGUACUGUUGGUGGUAUUGAGAGAACCGCUAAGUCAGAUGAUCCAACCUCCAGAGAUUCAGUUCAGAUGCCAACCAGUCUUCCACCACUGCCUCCACCAGGUGGGCUGCCCUCACAGUUCAUCAUGAAUCAGCAUGAAAACUCAUCUUCCGAAUCCGAUGUAAGAACUCAUUUUGAUGCCAAAGAUAUGCUGAAGAUGGCUCCUCCACCACCACCGCCACCAAUGAGGCAACAGCAGCCAGUGCACGGUGCUCCCAUGGGCCCGAAUUUUCAGCACGACAUGCUUCCUCCGGGCAUUUUACGUUUUCCACCACCACCGCCGCCUCCAACAGAUAUGCGGCCCCCGUUGCCCCAUAUUGCUGGGCAACCUGUGCCACCUGGAGUCAUGGCACCACUAUUACCAAGACCGCCUUUUGGACCUCCACCUAUGAUGAGACCACCGCUUCCACCCGGCCCACCUCCUAUUCCACAAGAUGACCUCAUCAUGGCUCGACAAUCUGCACCUCACAAACCAUCGUAUGUGAAAUCAGCUGCAUCAACCGUUGUAAAGAGGCCUCUGGCACAGCAUACUCCAGAGCUUACAUCCAUGGUUCCUGCAUCUGUACGAGUGAGAAGAGAGUCCGCCCUGCCAAAACCGAAGCCAAAGGCGUCGACUUUGUUGCCCACAAAUCGGCCAAUUGUAGCUCCACUACGGCCUCUCGUGAAGAAAGAGUCGAGUAGCAAUUCCUCUGCACCAAAACAGAAAAGUAUUGACGAUUCGUAUUCGGCUUUUCUAGAGGACAUGAAAGCACUUGGUGCUCUUGAUAGCUAAUGAGCCUCGAACGCAACGGGAUUUCUUCGUAACUUUAAGUUGGGAUGUUCUCAUUUAUGUUGUGCUAAUUAGUUUUUGCACCUUCAGUUGAAGUUGUUAGAACCCUACUUAAUUAAUUAAUCCUUACUGAGAUACAAGUAACUUUUAUGGCACUCUCUUAUGUCUAUUGGCCAUAAUUCUUGUUUCUCUCAAGGAAUUACAGCUGGCAAAUUUAUUUUAUUUAGAUGAAAAAUUAUGUAUCUAUAUAA